Lagenorhynchus albirostris (white-beaked dolphin) is the source of this 2903-nucleotide messenger RNA. RefSeq names its product salvador family WW domain containing protein 1 (gene SAV1). The transcript has 5 exons. Gene Ontology annotation, molecular function: protein binding; molecular adaptor activity. The record is from RefSeq and is a predicted model, not a curated record. Gene Ontology annotation, biological process: regulation of cell population proliferation; apoptotic process; hippo signaling. Lineage: Eukaryota; Metazoa; Chordata; Mammalia; Artiodactyla; Delphinidae. Bases 501 to 1655 code for a protein of 384 amino acids.
CGGCAACCAUCCGGCAGUCCGAGCCGCGCCCCGGAGCUGGUGUGGGGGAGGGGCGGCGGCGCUCGCGCUGCGUCGAGUUUCCCAGAAUUCCCAGCGGCCGCGGGGAAAGUUUACGGGACGUAGGCGGCGGCGGCGGCGGCGGCAGUCGUAGCGGCUAUUAGGCGGCCCGCAGCGGACCAUGACCCUGCGCGGGCGUCCCUGGCUGCUCUUCUCUGAGUUCUCGGGCAGCGUCGUGGAGCGGGCAGACUUCCGGGAAGGAGCGGACAAGAGAUUGAGUGGUGGCCGGCGCGCUUAGCGCCCCGAACAUGCGGCAGUCCCUGUGGGCGACCCCGGGCUGCGGAGAGGCGGCGGCGGCGGCGGCGGCGGCGGCGGCGGCGGCGGCGGCGGCUCGGGAGGGAAGGAGGCGGCGGCGCCGGCGGAGGUGGCGGCGGGGACGCCCGGCGCCCGUCGCGGAGCCCUAGGGCGGCUGCUUGGUGUGGCCUGGGGCCUCGUGGACAAGGAUGCUGUCCCGAAAAAAAACCAAAAACGAAGUGUCCAAGCCGGCCGAGGUGCAGGGGAAGUACGUGAAGAAGGAGACGUCGCCUCUGCUGCGGAAUCUUAUGCCUUCAUUUAUCCGGCAUGGUCCAACAAUUCCAAGACGAACUGAUAUCUGUCUUCCAGAUUCAAGCUCUAAUGCCUUUGCAGCUUCUGGAGAUGGAAUAGUUUCAAGAAACCAUAGUUUCCUUAGAACUCCAAUUCAAAGAACACCUCAUGAAAUAAUGAGAAGAGAAAGCAACAGAUUAUCUGCACCUUCUUACCUUGCCAGGAGUCUAGCAGAUGUCCCUAGGGAAUAUGGCUCUUCUCAGUCAUUUUUAACAGAAGUUAAUUUUGCUGUUGAAAAUGGAGACUCUGGUUCCCGAUAUUAUUAUUCAGAUAAUUAUUUUGAUGGUCAGAGGAGGCGCCCACUUGGAGAUCGAGCACACGAAGACUAUAGAUAUUAUGAAUACAACCAUGAUCUCUUCCAAAGAAUGCCACAGAAUCAGGGGAGGCAUGCUUCAGGUAUUGGGAGAGUUGCUGCUACAUCUUUAGGAAAUUUAACUAACCAUGGUUCUGAAGAUUUACCCCUUCCUCCUGGCUGGUCUGUGGACUGGACAAUGAGAGGGAGGAAAUAUUACAUAGAUCACAACACAAAUACAACUCAUUGGAGCCAUCCUCUUGAGCGAGAAGGACUUCCUCCAGGAUGGGAGCGAGUUGAGUCAUCAGAAUUUGGAACCUAUUAUGUAGAUCACACAAAUAAAAAGGCUCAAUAUAGGCAUCCCUGUGCUCCGAGUGUACCUCGGUAUGAUCAACCUCCUCCUAUCACAUACCAGCCACAGCAAACUGAAAGAAAUCAGUCCCUUCUGGUACCUGCAAAUCCUUAUCAUACUGCAGAAAUUCCUGAUUGGCUUCAGGUUUAUGCUCGAGCUCCUGUGAAAUAUGACCACAUUCUGAAGUGGGAACUCUUCCAGCUGGCUGACCUGGAUACAUACCAGGGAAUGCUAAAGUUGCUUUUCAUGAAAGAACUGGAACAGAUUGUUAAAAUGUAUGAAGCCUACAGACAGGCUCUUCUCACGGAGUUGGAAAAUCGCAAGCAGAGACAGCAGUGGUAUGCCCAGCAACAUGGCAAGAAUUUUUAAGUUAAUUUUUUAAAAAUAAAAUUUAAGUUUUAUUAUAAGGGCUUUAAAAUAUUUUCACAGAUUAAAAAAGAACUGCAAACAAGUACUUUGGUUAAUAAAGGCAGCUUACUUUUUUGAAAUUAUAAAAUUCUAAUUUUACAUGUAUUUUGUUAUUAAAAAUAUUCUUUUAUUGAGAAAAAAAAUGAGUUUAUCAUUUUAAGAGCCAACAUGGCAGACACUUCUAAAUGCUGUAUAUUUGGAAACUGCUUUGAAUAUUCUCGAUGGAGACAAAUGCAACAAGAAAUGUCAUUUAACCAGAUAUUAAAUAGGAAAUGAUCAGUUGCUAAACUCUCACAGUAGCAGUACCUUUCUUCAAGAAACAGAGAACGAGAGAGAUAACCUAUGCAGUAUUUAAAAAAAUGUUUACUGCUUUAGUGUGGAAUAUUGUCUGGAAUUGGAUGGUUUAAAUAUUACCAUUGUAUAGUGCAAAACAUAAAAUGGGAUUUGGGACCUUUAUUGUGAUAAAUUUUUAUAUGUAACGUAUGGAGUCACCUUCCCUCCCCCUCCCCCGAAUGUAAAGAACCCUUUUAAGACAUGUUGAGAAAGUAUUUUUUGGUAUGAAAGGGUGAAGGGUCUAUAAUGUUUCAGGAAUAAAUUUAGGUAUAAGGCCUGUGUGGGAAAAGUGUGCACAGCACUCAAGAGUUGCUAACAUUACAGUACUUCCUUACUUUGGACCAGGGCUUUUAUGGCAUUUAGUAACAUGGUGCUGAUGAGACAGUGGAGGCUUUUCAACAGCAUAGCACGUUGCCAUCCCAACAGACUGGGUUGAACUGCCAAAAAUGACAAUCAGGGAUUCAUUAAGAAAUCUUGGUCAUUAAAUUGAUUCUACAUAUCUUUUAUCUUCUAAGAGUUUGUCACAGAACUUUAAAACCCAGUAUUUCUCUCCCAGUUUUUUUUCCUUUGGUUUAAUAGUUAUUAAGACAUUGUUCAUAAUUAGCACAGUAUGUUUGAUUGCAGGCAAAUUUAUGGCACGUCUAGCCUAUAAAUCUCUAGAAUUCUGUGAAUUUCAAAACUUGUUGAAAUAGCUCUUCAGUUAUAUUUACAUGUGUUGUAAAUAUGUAAAUACAUUUUUAGUUUAGGUAAUCUUCCAAAAUAUAAAGCACUCCCAGUUAGAUAUCAGUGAAUUGGAAUUAUUGAUAAAAUGUUGAAAAUGUUAAAUGUUUGAUUUUAUAUAACAAGCUUAUUAAAUAUAUUUUUGUGGAAACUAAA